AUGUCGUUUGAACCAUAUGAAUAUGACGACCCCAAUGAUAAAGGGCCUCUUACACAAAAUGACCUGGACGCGUUGUAUAGCUACUGCUUUAAAUUGGACAAUGAGACCAUUGUAGAAAUGAAGAAACGCGCAAUGGAAGCUUCUGAAAAGUUUCAAGAGGAACUAGUACAGGAUCAGUUGGAUGCGAGAGAACAAGUUAGGCGCUAUGUGCUUGUUGAGCUUCGAAAAGAGCGUCAAGAACAAUGGGAUCGUGUCCAAGAGGAAUUUGAUCGAAUACAUGAACAGUUUGAAGAUGAGCGGAGACAGUUAAGAGAAUUAUAUCAUCAGAGAGAAACAUACUUCCGAAACGCAUACGAGCAAUUGGCAAGGGAAGAACGUGAAGCAGCAGAGGCUCAACAACGGGCACAAAAAGAAGCUGAAGAACGUGAACGGUUGAAACGAGAAGAAGAAGAACGUGUCAAAAAGGAUACGGAAGAGCGUUUGAGACGAGAAACAGAAGAACGCUUGAGACGAGAAGCAGAAGAGCUAGCAAAAAGAGAGGCUGAAGAGCGAGCCAAAAAAGAACUUGAAGCAAAAAGGCAAGCUGAAGAGGCCAACCGAAAAGCUGCACUCUCCAUCGCACAAAAAACGCUUAUGGUAUAUGAGGAGAUAUACAAGAAUCGAUUAAAGCUGGUCAAGGAAAAGUUAACGGACAAUCAGCAUUUGAAAAAUUCAGCCUUUCAACACAUAAAACUUGUCAGACUACGAUUAAAUCAGCUGACUAAUACAAGAGACUCGAUACUCAAUAUUGUCAAUGAGUUCACGCAAAUAUUGCGAAAUGUCCGAACCACUAAUGAUUUAUACAACUAUUUGCUUAAUUAUGUUGCGGAAAAUGUUGUUUCACAAGCUGAAGUAGAGGCAUCAACUUCACCAACUCAUUAUUCUGCUGCAUAUAAAUUGGCGCAUAUAUGCGUGCUUCUCAACAGUCAACAUCCGGAUUUAAUUCAUUAUAUGAUGUUACACUUAGCUACACGAUGUCCUUAUGUGAUCCCGCUAUAUCACAUACAACAACCGGGUCAAAGCAUUCAGCAAUACAAUGAAAUUAUUGGCUAUAAAAAGGAUGAAGAGGAAGACAAAUAUAUCGGACGAAUGCAGGCGAUAGUGGCAUUAUAUGCCGCCCUUUUGCAAACCACGCCUUUUGUUCCUAAUGUUCAGAAUGAUUAUUCGAUUGAAGACGCGUGGAGGUGGUUAUCCAAAAUUGCGAAUAUUACGCCAAGACCAAUCACCCCAUAUUUAGUGUACACAUUCUUGCAGAUAGUUGGACCUAAACUUAUCGAGUCUUAUCCUUAUCCCAAUCAAACACAGAAGCUCAUUAGAACCUAUUAUAAUCGAUACUAUCUCAAGCCACCCAAAGAAUACGCUGAUUUGAAAAAGGAAUCAGCAGCGGCUAUAGCACGUUUACAAACGUUUCUUAUGGAUUUGGUUAAUAAUAAUUUCCGGUUUCCUGAAUCGCCUGGUAGAGUUCCCAACUAA
Ambispora leptoticha is the source of this 1512-nucleotide messenger RNA. NCBI's taxonomy places the organism in Eukaryota, Fungi, Glomeromycota, Glomeromycetes, Archaeosporales, Ambisporaceae. The record is from the annotation of a GenBank genome assembly.